AUGAAAGUGCAGCGCGACAGACUGCACCAGUACCAAAAACGCAUAAAACUCAUCACAGACCGCGAGACCGAAGUCGCUCGCGAAUGUCUACGGCAAGGCAAUAAAUCAAAGGCACUGCUAGCACUGCGGCGGAAAAGGUACCAAAAGUCUCUCCUCACCAAGACAGAUCAGCAAUUGGCACAACUAGAAGCCUUGACCUCGGAUGUGGAGUUUGCACUCGUGCAGAAGGAUGUCCUAUUUGGAUUGCAGCAGGGAACGUCAGUGUUGAAGGAGAUACACAAAGAGAUGGGAGGGUUGGAGAAGGUGGAGAUGAUCCUAGGGGAGUCAGAGGAGGCGCGGGAGUAUCAAAAGGAAAUCAACGACAUGCUCGGCGGCAAGAUGUCGAACCAAGACGAAGACGAAGUCGAAGACGAGCUAGAGGCCAUGGAGCGCGAAGUCAGUGGUGUGAAAUUACCCAGCGCUCCCAACGGCAACCUCGCCGAACAACAGCAGCUUGAUCUCCCCGAUGCGCCUACCGAGACACCAGCGCAGAAAGCCAAGCGGCGGCGAGAAGCACGGGCAAGGGAGGCUGCUGAGCCUGUAGCCGCUUGA
Molecule: messenger RNA, 591 nt
Organism: Recurvomyces mirabilis
Lineage: Eukaryota; Fungi; Ascomycota; Dothideomycetes; Mycosphaerellales; Teratosphaeriaceae
Gene: VPS20
Product: Vacuolar protein sorting-associated protein 20
Exons: 2
Coding region: 1-591 (196 amino acids)
Biological process (GO): late endosome to vacuole transport via multivesicular body sorting pathway; vesicle budding from membrane
Cellular component (GO): multivesicular body; ESCRT III complex
Source: RefSeq, a predicted model, not a curated record